Molecule: messenger RNA, 1813 nt
Organism: Papaver somniferum (opium poppy)
Lineage: Eukaryota; Viridiplantae; Streptophyta; Magnoliopsida; Ranunculales; Papaveraceae
Product: protein CLT2, chloroplastic-like
Exons: 10
Coding region: 123-1412 (429 amino acids)
Source: RefSeq, a predicted model, not a curated record
UUGAGAAUUUUCUUUCACAGAUCAACCGAAGAAACUAAACCAGAAACCUCUGUGGAAGUGAAUUUAACGAUCUAGGGUUCUUUUCAAGAGUACAGAGUUUUUCUUGUUCUGCCACAUUGACAAUGGCAAUUUCAUUUUCUUCAUCUACUACUUUGAUUUCGCCACGAAUUCACUCUCAAAGUAGCUCAAAGAAUGCAACGAAGUUUCAAACUUUAUUAUCUUAUCAAAACCCUCGAUUAUCUUAUCAGAUUUCUUCAAAAAAGUCGUUUACUGGAGAAUUUAGUGUUCACUGUAAUGAAAAUUACUUUCGGCGGAAAUUUACAAGAAAACCCAAAUUCAGAAUCUUUGCUAUAAAAGAAGAAUCACAAUUUUCAACCCAACCUAGUAAUAAUAAAAGUAGAAUUCUUGUUGGUUCUGCAAUUACUGUUGUUUUAGCUGUUGCUAAUCGCGUUCUUUACAAACUUGCUCUUGUUCCUAUGAAAGAAUAUCCUUUUUUUCUUGCUCAGGUCACUACUUUUGGAUAUGUGGCAUUUUAUUUUUCUAUCUUGUACCUAAGAUAUUGUGCUGGAAAAGUAACCAAAGAAAUGCUAGCCCUCCCGAAGACUAGUUUUUUGAUCAUCGGUAUAUUAGAAGCACUUGGAGUUGCUGCAGGGAUGUAUUCUGGAGCUAUGCUUCCUGGACCAACUAUACCAAUACUGAAUCAGACAUUUUUGGUGUGGCAGCUGAUAUUUUCUACCUUAAUUUUAGGAAGAAAAUACUCAUUUAAUCAAAUUGCUGGCUGCUUGCUCGUAGCUGCUGGUGUUGUUGCAGCUGUUGCUAGUGGGUCAAACGAUGGUCAAAUGCUGUCCAACAUUGCAUUUGUGUGGCCAGCAAUGAUGUUAGCAUCAACUGCAUUUCAAGCUGGUGCAUCCAUUCUCAAGGAGUUUGUCUUCAUUGAUGCGGCAAAGCGCUUAAAGGGCAAACCACUUGAUAUAUUUGUCGUCAACUCUUUCGGAUCUGGAUACCAGGCUCUCUUCGUACUGCUCUUCCUUCCCUUCUUAUCAAGCUUGAAAGGUAUACCAUUUGCCGAACUUCCUACCUACCUCAAGAGUGGUGCCGCUUGUUUUUUAAACAUCGGCAACCAGGUUACAGAUUGCGCAGGAGCACCUUGGUUACCGCUACUUUUCAUAUCCACAAAUGUGGCUUUCAACAUUUCCUUGCUUAAUCUGGUCCAAAUCUCCUCGGCCGUGGUUUCUUCCCUUGUUACAACACUAGCAGUUCCAGUUACCAUUUUCAUUCUUACGCUUCCAUUGCCUUAUCUUCCUGAAGCUACAACCUUGAGCCCAUUCUUCCUAGUUGGAAGUGUAAUUCUCGUGUUAGGGCUUCUUGUCUAUUACAUACCCCAGCGUACCAAACCAAGUUCACAGAUUUGAUUCAGUUGACAUAAGAAAAAAAGAGUACAACCAAUUAAUUGGCGACACUUUAUAGUGCAUUAUUCUUUCUAAAGGAUAUAUCAAUAAUCUGAUUCAGGUUGUAUUGUUAGAGAUCAGUUGAUCCAUGUCAGAAAGGUUUUUUUUGUAUCCUUACUCUGACAUUAUCGUUUCACAUCAUAUGUCAGAAAGCGGUUACAGGUAAGUGAUCCAAGUAUAUUUAAUACCGUGAAGCUCCUUGUAUGUAACUGUGAUUUACAGUAUUGGCUUGGAAUUGUAUCAUGUUUUCUAGAUCUAUAGGAAGUAACUUGGCAGGUGAAAGUGCUUAAAAUCACUAACUUUCCUCAAGUUCAAAACUAGUUCUGUAAUCUAUCUAUCUAUAUAUAGCAUGGCUCUUACCACCA